AUGAAGAUCGAAGACACGUGGAUGAAGCUUGAAUUGGGAUUGAAUUCCAUUUUCAAACAUCAGGAACUGGGUGCCAGAGAGUAUUUGGAUUAUUAUAAAAUCUGCUUCGACUUCUGCACAGAUCUCAACGUCAUCAACACCAUCUCGGAGUUCCAUGACUACGGUGGCGGCGACAUUGCAACGGCACGCGGAAAAAUGCUCUACGAUCGUGUCAAGUCCUACAUAGUCCGUGUGGUCUGCGAUUUGCUAUAUGGUUGUGUCGAUCUCUCUGGCGAGCCUCUUCUACAGUACUACUCCACCAAAUGGGAGCUUUUUAGCUUUGCCAUGAAGGUGGUGGAUGGCAUUUUUGCCUAUUUAAAUCGCCAUUGGGUCCGCCGAGAGUUUGACGAGGGUCGUGAAGGAUCCUAUAUGGUUUACACCCUUGGAUUGGUUGCCUGGAGGGAGGCGCUCUUUGAGAAGAUCAAGGAUAAGCUCAGAGAUGCUCUGUUAGAGUUGGUACGCAUCGAGAGGACCGGAGGAAUGAUCAAUCGGAAUCUUAUCUCUACCACAUUAAGAUCCCUUGAAGAAAUUGGCCACGACAAGACGGAACCCGCGAAAGCCGGAUCAGCGGCGCCCAAGACUCUAUCAGUGUACAGAUCUGCCUUUGAGACGCCUUUCUUGGAAACUACAAGAGUUUUCUACACCCAGGAGGUUCAGGACUUCCUUCAGACCCAUACCUGCCAACUUGUGGAGAAUUGCAAGGAAUAUAUGGAGAAAUUUGAGAGGCGACUUCGUGAAGAGGAGCUUCGAGUAGAGCUCUGCCUCAAUAGAUCUACCAUGGGACCACUGAAGGAUGUCUGUGAGGAGAUAAUAGUUACAAAGCAGCUGGGCUUCAUUCAAAGCCACUUUGGAACUUUGCUAGUCGAGCAAGCAGACGAUGAUAUCGGAAGAAUGUACCAAUUGUGCCUCCGAGUGGAAAAAGGGCUCGAAGCUCUUCGUCAAGCCCUCCAGGACUACGUCACCAAGGUCGGAAGAGAGGCUCUGGAGCAGAGAUGUCAAGAAGCGCUUCAAGACCCCAAAAUCUAUGUACACACGAUUCUUGAGGUCCACCAGAGGUAUCAAGGACUCGUCGAGAGGUCAUUCUCCAAAGAAGUUGGAUUUGUGAAGUCGUUGGACACUGCCGCUAUCGCCUUCAUCAAUAGAAAUGCAGUGACCGAGAAGGCUCCAGAAACUCGAGUGCUCAAAUCGCCGGAGCUCAUUGCGAGAUACUGUGACUUGUUGAUGAAGAAGAACUCGAAGAUGCCCGAUGAGAUGGAGAUGGAUGUGUUGCAGAAGAAUGUGAUCACAAUCUUCAAGUACCUCGAGGACAAGGACAUCUUCAUGAAGUUCUACACGAAGCACUUCAGCAAACGUCUUCUCAACGAGCAGUCGGCGUCCGACGAAGCGGAAUCUUCGUUCAUCUCGAAGCUCACCGAGUGCUGCGGAUUCGAGUACACCUCGCGGCUGGCGAAAAUGGUCCAGGACACCCAGGUCUCCAAGGAUCUGUCGUCGGGAUUCAAGGAUCAGCAGUUGGAGAGCUCGAGAAGCAAAAAGAGCAUCGAGUUCGGGAUCCAGGUGUUGAGCACUGGUACUUGGCCGAGUAUGAUGCUCGUCAAUCUCAACUUGCCAAGAGAUUUGUCCACCACGGUCGAAGGAUUCACCGCGUUCUACAACACAAAGUUCACGGGAAGGAAGCUCUCCUGGAUCUACAACCAGAGUCGAGGGGAGAUCACAUCGACAGCCUUCAAGGGAAAGAAAUAUGUGUUUGGGGCCACCACGACACAGAUGUGCACACUCUUGCUCUUCAACGAGCAACUCGAAUACUCGGCGGAGAAGAUCCAAGAGGCCACUGGACUGGAUACGAAGACUACCCAGAUGGUAUUGGGAUCCCUGGUCAAGAAUCAAGUGCUGAAAAUCAAGGGAGCAGAAGACGUCAAGGAUGCUGACAAGGUUUCAAUGAACGCGGACCUGGUGCUCAACAUGGGCUACUCGAACAAAAAGGUCCGCGUCGAUUUGUCCAAGAUGACAAUGGCUGUGCAGACGGCAAAGGAUCAGGAAAGCGUUCAGAAGAGCAUGGAGGAGGACAGGAAGAAUAUUAUUCAGGCCGCCAUCGUCCGAAUCAUGAAGACCCGCAAGCAGUGCUCCCACCAGAAGCUCAUGGUUGAGCUCAUUGAGCAGCUGUCGACUCGGUUCAAGCCAAAGGUGGAGCUCAUCAAAAAGUGUAUUGGCUCACUCAUCGAGAAGGAGUAUUUGAAGCGGAAUGAGGACCAACGAGAUCUUUAUGACUAUUUGGCAUAA
Messenger RNA from Caenorhabditis briggsae, 2316 nucleotides. Gene Ontology annotation, cellular component: SCF ubiquitin ligase complex. Bases 1 to 2316 code for a protein of 771 amino acids. The transcript is spliced from 5 exons. Lineage: Eukaryota; Metazoa; Nematoda; Chromadorea; Rhabditida; Rhabditidae. Gene Ontology annotation, biological process: protein ubiquitination; SCF-dependent proteasomal ubiquitin-dependent protein catabolic process. Gene Ontology annotation, molecular function: ubiquitin protein ligase binding. The record is from RefSeq and is a predicted model, not a curated record.